Molecule: messenger RNA, 706 nt
Organism: Paramuricea clavata
Lineage: Eukaryota; Metazoa; Cnidaria; Anthozoa; Malacalcyonacea; Plexauridae
Source: the annotation of a GenBank genome assembly
AUGGAGGUUUGUACUGACAUUCCUGGUCGUAUCCGCAUUGCCGGUCACUGGUGUGCGAUCUAUUAUAAAGGGCAAAAACGUGUUUGUUUUUCAUGUAACGCGGAGGGUCAUGUUAGUCGUAAGUGCCCUUCAAAAACUGUUCCAUCUGCUUCUGCUAAAGUCGGUGCCUCUUUGAGAGGGCCUGUUCCCUUAUCUUCCGAUGUUAAUGUUGGUGCUGCCACAUCUAUUGCCCCUGCUGGUGCUUGUAUCUCGCCGGCACAUCCUGUUCUGGUGAAUGUUGUUCCUACACCUGGCUCCCUGGUGGAUGGUGGUGUUACCACUGCAUGCUGCUGGUGAGCAGUUAGAUCUUUUUUCGGAUGUAGUUCACAACUUGGUUGCGUUGGUUGUUGAUCAUUCUGAUGAUUAUGCUCAUGGUGUUGAUCCUAACUGGAAGCAAUCUGCUUCAUCGCAAGUUCUUGCCCAAGCUGGUAGUGCUGAUCUUGGUGUUGGCUCUUUUAGUCCUGAAACAUCUGUCUUGUCACCAGUUCCAUUGCGUCCGGCUGUGUUAGGUGCCAAGCGCUUUGGGUCACGGUCUUGUUCAGCAUCUCUGUCUAAGUCUCGUUUGCCUUUGCAUAAGGGUAGUCGGGCUGCUGUUUUGUCGUCUGAUUGCGCGAGUGAUGAUGCUCAUUCGGAUGAAUACUCCCUAGAGUCGGAAGUGGUCUCAUGA